Molecule: messenger RNA, 3923 nt
Organism: Raphanus sativus (radish)
Lineage: Eukaryota; Viridiplantae; Streptophyta; Magnoliopsida; Brassicales; Brassicaceae
Exons: 15
Coding region: 1775-3841 (688 amino acids)
Molecular function (GO): carbohydrate binding
Source: RefSeq, a predicted model, not a curated record
ACUAAUCAAUACUAGUUAAGUUAAAAAUUAAGCUCAUUCUUCGUUGCAUUAUUAUAUAAAACCCUCUCUCGCCUCCUCUUUAGUAUUCAUUCUCCACUUUCUCCUCUUCUUAGCUCUCGCUCAUAUCACUCUCUAUCUUUUGCCCUAGCUAACUUGUUUUCUUCUUCUUUUUUUCUCAAUCCGCUUCACAUCAGUGCAUCCUCAGAAUUAAUGGCUUUUUCUAUUGAUUUUUUGCUGGGGUUUCGAUGAAUCGCCAUUUUCUGAAAUUAUGAUUGAUGCUCAUGGAUGAGAGUCUUAAGGAUGUGUCUCGCCUUCUCAGUGGUAAACUGGUGAGUCGAGAUAAGUUCUGAUGACGGUUUUACUACGGGGAUGCCGUGGUUAACUAAACUGGAGACUGUCAGGUUCGCUCGAGUUGUCUCUCAUGUCUAGACCAUUUGUGAGAAGGGAUUUUUGUUUGCACCAUUCACCCCCGCCUUUCUCUAAGAUAUGCAAUAAGUAUUAUUCUCACUUGAGAAAAAACAGUCUUAUAUUUUAGAUGCUUUUUUUUGUUCACCAAAACGUUAAGAAACCAGGUGACCAUCUCCCUAAAACCAUCCAAAAUGAAAGGUCUAGUCGUCUAGAGGCUAAUCUGUAGGUCACAGCCAUUAGAGCCGCGUCCACCUCUAGAUUAAAGUCUGUUACUUCUUCCAUCAAAAUCUGAUCCUUGAAGAUUUACGUACAUAAGUAAGUAGACAGAGUGCAUACAUAACAUGUUCAUUAAUAUUUCCUCCUAACCAGAUAAAAUCAUUUACACUUUGGAUGCCAAACUUAUGUCUAGAGUUAUAGAGUUAUCAAUAUUAACUAAGAAUUUAUAUCUUGCACUACUUAGCUACACUAGUUUACUUGAUAAUAAUUUGGGAAGUGGGGGAGAGGGGGGGGAGGUGUUGUAUUAUUCCCUUCUCAUUCGAUGGUCUAGAUGUGCGAGGUGACUCUCCUGGAGGUGAAGAGAAAUGGUGAUUUUGUAGGAAGCAUCCACACCACAAUGGUAUUUCCUAAAAAGGUUAGAAUAUUUUCGGCUUGUGAAACUAUUGUAUUGUUAGAUUUUGGACCAGUGAUCUGCUCUAAUGAAACACAUGUGAUACUUCCGAGUAUAGUUGUGUGAGCUUUUUUUUUCUCAGGUUGAGUGUAACAUCAUGCCAUAAUUCAAACGCAGAAGCAAUAUCAAUGAUUUUCUUGCUAGAACUAAUGAAAUUAGAAAACGGAUAAAAAAUCAAAAGUGCGUUAAUCGAUGAAGGAGGAGAGUGAACGAAAGUUUACCUUUUUGGCUAGAUGUCACUAAUUUUCUCUCCUUCAUCCAUUUCAUGCCGCGACAGAAAAGACCAAAGGGAAUGGGUGUGUUUACAUGACGUAACGCCAAGUAUUUAGAGAUUGCUUGUAAAUUCAUACGUACUAGUACUCGGUAGAUUCUAUUUACAAAUGAAAGUAUGUAUCUAACUACGAUCAGCAAACGGAAAAUAUGAAUAUAAUUACUUUUUGAAAAAUGGAUUGUAUUAGCAUUAAACAGGUAUUAUUAAGUGAUGUGACAGUCAGUGGGGCCAUUGUUUCCACUAACAUAUCAUUCAUGAAAACCAUGUUCUCAAUAGACGUGUACUUUGGGUAUACGGAUGUAAUGCGUGUGAAGAUUCCACCAACCCAUCAAUGAAGUGCAAUAAUAUGUAGAUAUGCAAGUACUUCCCACAAAAGCAAAACUAAAAGAAGCUCGAAACUUAAAGAUAACACUUGUCUAAUCUUGAAGAUGAAUCAAAGCAUCUUUUACAAGUUGAAGAUAAAUCAAAGCUAUCCGAUCCACAGAUUAUCUAUUUACAUAAGCCUCGACCUCAUAUAUCCCACAACACAUACGAAAGAAAGACAACGAGAGAAAGUGAUGUCGGAACCAGCUUCUGUUCAGUUGGAUAUCAAAGACAACCAUGUGGUGCUGAAAAAUGGUAUAGUCGAAGUGACCAUAUCAAAACCAGAUGGUUUUGUCACUGGAAUCUCUUACCAUGGUGUCAACAAUCUACUAGAAAGUCACAAUGAAGACUAUGACCGAGGGUACUGGGACCUUGUUUGGAGCGAGUAUGGAACGCCUGGAACCACAGGGAACUCCGAGCGGAUCAAAGGCACAAGUUUUGAAGUAGUAGUGGAAAAUGAGGAACUGGUAGAGAUUUCCUUCACAAGGAAAUGGGAUUCUUCUCUCCAAGACCAUAUUGCUCCCAUUAAUGUCGACAAGAGGUUCAUAAUGCGUAAAGAUAUAAGUGGAUUCUACUCAUACGGAAUAUUCGAGCAUCUAGCUGAAUGGCCAGCUUUUAACUUGCCUCAGACAAGGAUUGUUUACAAGCUUCGUAAAGACAAGUUUCGAUAUAUGGCAGUUGCUGAUAACAGGCAGAGGAGAAUGCCUCUUCCAGAAGAUAGAUUGGGUAAGAGAGGAAGACCUUUGGCUUAUCCUGAAGCUGUUCUUCUUGUUCAUCCUGUUGAGGAAGAGUUCAAAGGAGAGGUUGAUGACAAGUAUGAGUAUUCAUGUGAGAACCAAGAUCUUAAAGUGCAUGGAUGGAUCUCCCAUAACCUUGAUUUGGGUUGCUGGCAGAUCAUUCCUAGCAAUGAGUUUAGAUCAGGUGGCUUGUUGAAACAGAACCUUACUUCUCACGUUGGUCCAAUCAGUCUCGCUAUGUUUAUAAGUGCUCACUAUGCGGGUGAGGACAUGGUGAUGAAGGUAAAAGCAGGGGAGUCAUGGAAGAAAGUGUUUGGUCCUGUUUUUACUUACCUCAAUUGUUUGCCUGACCAAACAUCUGAUCCUCUAUCGCUAUGGCAAGACGCUAAAAACCAGAUGUUAAUUGAAGUCCAAAGCUGGCCUUACAGCUUCCCUGCUUCAGAAGACUUUGCAUUGCCUGACAAGCGUGGUUGCAUCAGCGGUAGAUUACUAGUACGAGACAAGUUGCUUAGUGAUGAACUUUUACCAGCAAAUGGAGCUUUCAUAGGUUUGGCUCCACCAGGAGAGGUUGGAUCUUGGCAAACAGAAUCUAAGGGAUAUCAGUUCUGGACAGAAGCAGAUGCAGAUGGUUAUUUCACCAUAAAUAAUAUCCUAGAAGGUGAAUACAAUCUCAAUGCUUAUGUGACAGGAUGGAUUGGAGACUAUCAAUACGAACAACUGGUUACCAUUACUGCAGGAUGCAACAUUGACGUAAGCAGUAUCGUGUAUGAACCGCCCCGAGAUGGGCCAACUGUUUGGGAGAUAGGAAUCCCUGACCGGUCUGCAGCUGAGUUCUUUGUUCCAGACCCAAAUCCCAAAUACAUCAAUAAACUAUAUAUUGGUCAUCCUGACAGGUUUAGGCAAUACGGGCUAUGGGAAAGAUACACAGAACUAUAUCCUAAGGAAGACUUGGUGUUCACCAUUGGCGUCAGUGAUUACAAAAAAGAUUGGUUCUUUGCACACGUUACUAGGAAAACAGGAGAUGACACAUAUGAAAAAACGACAUGGCAAAUCAAAUUCAAGCUCGAGAAGGUGCAGGAAAACAGCACAUACAAACUUAGGAUCGCACUAGCAACCGCAAAUGUAGCGGAAUUACAGCUGAGGAUGAACGAGGAUGAGAGUGAAAAGAGUUUGAUUUUCACAACUGGCGUAAUAGGACACGACAACACGAUCGCAAGGCAUGGGAUACAUGGACUCUAUAGACUUUAUAAUGUGGAUGUACCAAGUGAGAAGCUUGUAGAAGGAGACAACACUUUGUUCUUGACACAAGCCAUGACCACCAUUGGAGCUUUUAAUGGUCUCAUGUAUGACUAUAUCCGCCUUGAAGAGCCUUGUUUAGCUUCGAACUUUCACUAAAUUGUGCUUUUGUGUGUUUAUUUAAGCAUGGGUGUUUGUAAUGGAUUUCAUAAGUAACGUCUUUUUUUGUUUGAAACACUCA